Molecule: messenger RNA, 856 nt
Organism: Arachis ipaensis
Lineage: Eukaryota; Viridiplantae; Streptophyta; Magnoliopsida; Fabales; Fabaceae
Product: RING-H2 finger protein ATL52-like
Biological process (GO): protein ubiquitination
Source: RefSeq, a predicted model, not a curated record
UUUCCAUGGCAACAUAACCACCACGGCAUUUUAUAGUAUAAAGUAUAAACAACUAAACAUUAUUUUAAUUUAAUAAAAAAGCCUAAUCCCUCUAAAAUUGUGCCAUCUAGAUAUUAUAAUUGUUGCUACAUGAUUUUUGAUUUAAUAUCUAGUUGUUAACUUGUCAUAUCUAAUGAAAAACACAAUAUAUUCUCCAAGUUGGUCUUCCCUAUAAUCCUCUUCACUCCCAAGUCCCAAAAAAAAAAUGGGUGACGUUCUAAGCCCCUACACACUUUCACCCCCACCAUCUUCAUCAUCUUCUUCAACAAAGUCCAACAUUAUCAUGCUAUAUUAUGGCCUGGCAGUUGUUGGAACCGCCGCAAUAGCGCUAGCACUUUACAACUACUGCGUCAUCAGAAGAUGCAGCCGGCAACAACAACCGCAUCCCGAAACAACAAGUGGGUUGGUCGAGGUUGUCGUGUCAAGAAACAUGAGCUUCGAGAAUUCGCAAAGUAACUUGCUCUCAAGCUUCAAGUACAAGAAAGAAGAAGCAGAGAAAAAGGAGAAAGCCCAAAAAGAAGAAGAAGAAGAAGGUGAUGAUGAUGGUUCUUAUGAUGAGUGCCCAGUUUGUUUAUCGGUUUUCGAAGAAGGUGAAGAAGUGAGGAAGCUUCCGAGAUGCAAGCACUCUUUUCAUGCUCAGUGUAUAGAUAUGUGGCUUCACUCUCAUUUUGAUUGCCCUGUUUGCCGUACACCGGUGGGGCCUUUCUUCCGCCGUUUUCCGCCGGAGACUAAUAAUAAUUCCGUUGAGGAGUUGCCGGAAUCCGGUGGUGUGUGAGGUAUAAGGGUGGUGGGGCCUGGCCAGCUUUGGGGAAAUUGG